This is a messenger RNA of Beta vulgaris subsp. vulgaris (sugar beet), 1930 nucleotides long. RefSeq lists its product as hypothetical. The transcript is spliced from 10 exons. Bases 248 to 1387 code for a protein of 379 amino acids. Lineage: Eukaryota; Viridiplantae; Streptophyta; Magnoliopsida; Caryophyllales; Amaranthaceae. The record is from RefSeq and is a predicted model, not a curated record.
AGCAUAUACUCCUCCUGAUUCGCACUCUUCCUCCUCUUUCUCAAACCUUCACUCUCAUUCUCUCUAACUCUACUCUCUCUCCCCCACACAAAUUUACUGGAUUACAAAUUACAGAAAUUUUACUAUCAAAAUGACAAUUCAGUUCUUCACCUUACACUCAACAAGAGGAGAGAGAAAAUAAAGAGGAUAUUUUUAAUAUCUCUGUUUUCUUACUAACAUUUAAAAAGCUUGGAACUUUGAAGGAAGAAUGUCGUCAAUGGCGGCGGUUUUGGCUUACUACCCAUCUCCGCGUCCGCUUCUAGAAACUUCCCAUGUCUUUAAUUCACGUUUACCGAAGCUUUCAAGCCGCUUUAAUGGCGGUCAGAGUGUGUUUUCUCGCAAAAGGGUUCUUCUUUAUGAUGCCCAUCUUUCCAAAUUAUCUUUUUUUCGUAUCAGAAGCUUUCAACCAGAGGAUGCAGGGGUUGGUGAUGCUGCAAGUAGUAGUGAUUCCUUUAUUGAAGGUGCAAGGGUGAAUGAGGAGUUGUUCAGCGGCCCGAAAGAUAAUGGGAAUGGUAGUUCAUUUUUGGCAAAAUUGGCAAUCGGCGUUGGAGUGGCUGCAACUGUCACUAUCUUGUCUAUUUGCCUCAAGCAGCAAAAUUUGGGAUCUUCCCUUGGAAUUGAGAUUCAGCGUCUGGCUGAUGUUUCAUCCUCUACAAGCUUAGUCACAUCAACUAUUGGUUUCUCUUUUAAAGCAUUUGGUUACAGAGUUGUGCUUCCACAGUAUGCUCCGGGGUGGAUCUACUUUUGGUUGCUCAUGGCUGCUGGAUGUGGACUUUUCAUCAGUGAAGAGGCUUUAAAUAUAUGGGUUGGCAUAACAUUGGCACGGAAGCUUUGUUUGGAUGGUACAUGGCAAUCUUUUGCUGCAUCGUUCUCCAGCAAUGCACCAUACAUAAUUUCUACGGUUCUAUGGGUAUACUGGGGAGUUUGCAUCAGUGAUAUGAUACCAUUUUACCUUGGGAAGCUUUUCAGACAGUCAGGAGCUUCUGAUGAUUUGUAUUCAAAGGUAGGGGUAGGCAAAGAGAAGGUUAUGAACAUUGCAAAUGCUGUUAAAAGAUAUGGCAAUCUUAGUGGAUUUGUUGAACGAUUCUCUCUUGGAGUCAGAAAUCCAACGGCAUUCCUUGCAGGAGCCAUGGGUGUUUCUCCUGAGUGUUUCUUUGCUGGUGUCUGCUGUGGUGGAUUGAUCACCCUACCUGUUCAGUUGUCAAUUGGGUUUUUAUUAAGAGAACGCCCUCUUUUUGCCGUUGCUACUGUUGCUACUGUUGUGGGUAUUUGGACUAUAUUUCCUUGUGCUAUUGCCGCUUCAACAGCAUUGUUUUUCUAUUUGCGGCAGAGAUAUUCUUCUUCAUAAGCCUUUCCAGAAUUGCUCAAGUACCCGCGACAUGACCGAACAAUGUCAAUAUUCAUACAACUCAUCCUGGCAUAUUUUGAAUCCAAAUAGCAGAAUGACUGGCCUCAAAUACAAAUAGGGUAGAAGAGAAUACCAAAACUUAAUCACAGAAGACUCUUCUGUAUGGUCAUUCAAUCAUUCUAUUGAUUUUUACCCCUCUAUGAUUAUAUAUAUUUAUUGACUGCGGUAGAGGGUGGUAUAUAGCUUGGCUGCCUGACCCAGAAAAUUUUAGUGCAAUUAUAUAUUCACUCAGUAAUUCAAUGAAUAAUCUUUUACUGUAUUUCAUGAGUGGGAAAUUAGGUGGCUUAGAUGAUAGUGACUUUUGGGGAUCAUGACAUUAUGAUGGUAAUGUAAUCGAGCUGAUAGAGCAUUCAGAAUGAAUACUUACAGCUCUUGUUUGUUACAUACGAAGUUGCAUAAAGUUGAUCUCUCUAACCUUGUAAUCAAUUAUUUUAAUAUGGAUUCUAUUGGCAUGGAUAUAUAUGAAAUAGAGUUUAUAAACAA